GCUAGCUGACGGGCUGUGCUCAUUGAUAGAAGACGAAAAAACCGCGCGCGCGUGAGCUCGAAGAAAGGAUUUGCAUUUUCACAUUACCGUCGCGAUUGGUUCAGUCAGUGCGCUACCGACUGUCGAAGCUAGCGGACGCGGAACUUCCUCUCCUGUGCGUUCUGUUUCAUACCGGGAAAGGGAGCAUUCAGGAUAUUAGUGCGGUGAUUGGUUUGGAUUAGUGAUUUGAGAAGAAAAUAAAAUCCAAUUGUGACUGAAAAAAUUAAUGCGAAAAAAAUUGUACGAAAACAAAAUCUAUCGAAAAGUGUGAAAGGAUGUUUGAAACUGAAGAUCAAAACCAAAAACCCGUGAAAAUCUAUUGAAAGUAAUGUGAGAGUGUAAAGGGAAAAGAGUGGAUCAGAAAAAAAAAUUAAAAUUAGUGAUCGUGAUUGACAGAAAAUCAAACGACAUUGGAUCCGCUGGCGAGUGUUUUGUAACAAGAAAACAUAAUAAAACCCCGCUCCGCAGCAGUAGAGUACUGUAGAAUCCGAUUGGGAACAAACGACAUCACCGCAGAGAAGUGAUUGUGUCCCCGCAGCAGUUCUGAGCCGCAGACAAUAAAGAUUAAUCGCCGCAGAUUGGAUUAAAGGCGACGAAUAAAAAGGAUCACUGGUUUACCUUUUCUCUGUGUUGGAUUUUUUUUUGAAAAGGUUUCAACAGGAUCCACCCAGGCAAACAUCUUGAAAGCAAUGUCCUCAAGUCACCAGCGGCCAUCACUGCCACCGUCGUCAUCACCAUCAUCAUCAUCAGUGCAACCGUUCUGUAAUGCCUUCAAUAAAGCUUUUAUUUAGGUGACAGGCUAGCCGGGAUCUCGGAUUAAGUGAAACAAAUGUCAAACCGCGUGCUGUUAAUGGAAAAGUGCAAUUGAUCCGGUCAGAUUUGUGUGUGCGUUUUGUGUAACAUUAAGAAAACGUGUGACAAGUUCAGUGCAAGUGAAACAUGGCAUCCCAAGUGUCAACGUUGCCCACGAUAGCGAUAUUUACAUUGUUGUGGUGCUGGUUGUUGCUAUUGAGUGAACAUUUCGAACCGGUUGCAGCGUACAAGAUCUCGACGGGCGAUCCGGAAGUGAUACGGAUAAAUCUCGGAAACAAGCCACUCGUGAAGGAAACGGUUCCUAUGAACUCAAAAUUGCUAGUCAAGUGCAAUUACGAGGCACCGUCAUGGUACAAAAAUGGCAAACCAAUUACGAGCGAUAGCAAACGAGCGAAAUCACUCAAAUUCAACGCCAUCAAGAAAACCGAUGCCGGUUACUAUUCGUGCGGAUCGGAGUUCCGCGAGUGGUCGAACCUAACCCUGUCGGUUUUCAGUCAACACGAGGCCUCCGAUCUCUACCAGAACGAUUCACCAGGCAGUGGCCAGAGACCCGCUAUCUCCAGCAUCACACGUGUUGCCAACUUAGAGAAGAAGUACUUCUUGAUUCCAACGUCAACAGUGAUGUCUUCACCCUCUCCGAGUCCAGAUCCAUUGGAAGCGGUGGAUAAUGAUCUAACCGAAGAACUGCCCAAGUUUGUCGUUGGGAAUAAGGAUGAACCGGCCACCGUAACUCGGAAGGUUGGCGAUAGUUACAAACUGAAGUGUGAAGUGGCAGGUGAACCAAAAUUUCGAAUCAGUUGGAUCAAAGAUGACCAAUUAGUGAACAUAAAAACGGGGAAUAAGUCCAGCCUGCUGCUCCAGUCUUUGGAACCGGAAGAUGCGGGAGCUUAUGUAUGUAGGGUGUGCAAUUUGCAGAAAUGUGUGAAUGCUACAACAAAUGUGGAAGUGAUAGACGAUCCGGAGGAGCCUUUCAUUCGAUAUAACGAUAUGGAAAUCCAUUCACAAGUGUCUAAUAAUGGAGAACCGGACAAUCCGGACUAUGUCGGUGAUGAACACCAUUACACUGAUUACGAGGAAACAGAUGAAGAUACAGAAGCUGACGAAGAUAUAAUUGCAACGGGAUCACAACUGGGAGGUAUCAAUAGGGAAUCUAUCGAGAACCACUCGGCACCACCUGGUGUCAAUGGGGAACUCCCACCAGGAUUGCCGUUCUUCACAAAGCGGGAUCACAUGGUGGGUCUUAUGCCGAAACCUUCUGGCAACAUGGUGCGGCUCCGUUGUCCUGCAGAUGGCAACCCGAUGCCGAACAUCACCUGGACGAAGGACAACGUAAAGAUCACUCGUAGUAUGGGUUCGGUUAAGUACGCCAAGUGGUCCAUUGUGCUGGAAGAUCUGGUCCCAAAGGACUCCGGAGCGUACACGUGCAACGUGUGUAAUAUCCACGGAUGCAUCAGCUUUACCACCAAGCUGGAAGUGAAAGAUCGGUUUCCGGCGCGACCAUACAUAAAGGAAGGAUUCCUGCUCAACACUACCGUACUGGUUAACACCACUGCAACCCUAGAGUGUCGGACGAUAUCGGACCUUGAGCCACACAUUGAGUGGAUCAAGUUCUAUAUUGUCGAUACUGCCAAUCCAAAUAUUCCGGAUAACAUUACCAAGCUAGAGCGUGACUUGGAUAACCCCGAGGUUCUGACACUUGAGAAUGUGACCCACGCCGAUGAGGGAUGGUACUCGUGCGUCGCAUCCAACACCCUUGGAGCAUCGUACGAAAGUGCAUACCUGCGCGUGGUAGACGAAUUCCUGGAUGAUCGUCCAAUUUCCCAUCCCGUGCGGCCACAUUCGACGCUGAUAACGAUCAUGACUACGGUUUUGUCGGGAUGUUUUUUGAUCCUGGCGAUCAUUGUGGUUAUCGUGUGUAAAAAGCUGAAGCGGGAGAAGAUGAAGCAUCGCGCCAUGGAGCACGUGAACCAGUGGACCAAGAAGGUUAUUGUGCUGAAGCAACCGGCUAUUGAGAAUAGCAUCCCCGGUGUAACAGAGUCCAUGCAAAUGCCAAUAGUCCGGAUCGAGAAGCAACGAUCCACACUGGUUCAGAGCGGCAACUGUGAUCCGACCAUGAUUUCCGAGUAUGAGUUCCCGAUCGAUUUGAAUUGGGAGUUUCCACGAAACAAACUGAUCCUCGGUAAAAGCCUCGGUGAAGGAGCUUUCGGUAAGGUUGUUAUGGCUGAAGCGCAGGGAUUGGUGAAAGGACAAGCCUCCACCGUCGUCGCGGUGAAAAUGUUGAAAGAGGGUCACACAGACGCCGACGUCAAGGAUCUCGUCUGUGAAAUGGAAGUCAUGAAGAUGAUCGGCAAACACGUCAACAUCAUCAACUUGCUGGGAUGUUGCUGCAAGGAUGGCCCAUUGUACGUAAUUGUUGAGUAUGCUCCGCACGGCAAUCUGAAGGACUUCCUGCGAAGUCAUCGCUUCGGUACCACCAUGUAUGACGACAUGGUCAGCGGGGAGAAGGAGAAGAAGAUCCUCACGCAGAAGGAACUAAUUUCGUUCGCGUUUCAGAUUGCACGCGGAAUGGAGCACCUGGCGUCGAGGAGGUGCAUACACCGGGACUUGGCAGCGCGUAACGUGCUGGUUAGUGAUGGGUACGUGAUGAAGAUUGCCGAUUUUGGAUUGGCGCGAGAUAUUCACAGCCAAGAGUACUAUCGAAAGACGACAACUGGCAAACUGCCGAUCCGAUGGAUGGCGCCAGAGUCGCUGGAAGAAAAAUUCUACGACUCUCAGAGUGAUGUGUGGUCUUUUGGAGUGCUACUCUGGGAAAUCAUGACGCUUGGAGGUAACCCUUACUCCUCGAUUCCCACCUGGGACAAUCUUCUGGAGCACCUCAAGAAGGGUAAACGACUGGAACAGCCUCCCCUGUGUUCCAUAGAUAUCUAUCUAUUCAUGCGCGAAUGCUGGCACUACCGGCCGGAGGAGCGGCCCACGUUCAGCGAGAUCGUGCAACACCUGGACCGGUUAGUGAGCAUAACCUCCAACGAAGAGUAUCUGGAUCUCGGACUGCCACUGCUGGAAACGCCACCAUCCAGCGAUGACGAGUCGGACGAUAACGACAACGACGGCUGCGAGCGGGUCCGUAUGUAUCCGUUCAACCAUCAUAGUCAUAACACCGAAAGUACCUAUUAAUGAGAGUUAACAAAAAAAUAAACGAAGAAAUUGUGCACGAACAAAAACAAAUAUUCACACGUCCGAGCUCUGUGAGCGGUUUAGGUGUUAAAAAUGUGUGAAAAUUGAUCGAAUUUAUCUUUAGACCUGGAACGAGUUGCUGAGUGCGGUUAGAAUGAACGUAAUGGAUGAAUGAUGAUGGAUGUUUGUUUUACUGUUAAGAUAAAAAUAAAAAAAGCAUAAGACUGUAUUUAUUAAAUUCAUGAUCCAUUCCCCUUCGAAUCACAAAGAAUACUAACCAAAUAGCGAAAACGCAGAAAGCACUUUGAGGGGGAAGUGUAUAAACUAGUCAGGAGGUCCCGCAUCCAUGACGUGAAGAUUCAACGGCCAUACGAAAAUGUGUCCAUAUUUUGCAAUUAAUUGUACAUAGAAACUUGCAAUUUAUCAUUUUAAGAUGACACUAGUUUGUAAGAUGUACUGCUAAUCAAGACCAAAGUGUAUCGAAUCAAAUAUUUAAUUUGAAUGUCAAAAAUUAGAGCAAUACUCAGCUAACUCAUUACAGUAUAUCCUACCUACUUAUAGGUAGGUGGAAUAAACGAACCGUUCUAAUAGUUUAAACCGUCGAGACAAAAUGUAGAGCCAAUUCGAUUAUUAUGUAUGUGAGUAUGUGUGUGGUAGGGAAUUUUAAUCAAUACAUGUUAAAUAGUUUUCGCAAAACUACUCCUGUUGUUCGAAAUAGUUCGAAUUGGGUAAGCAUGAUUAAGAAAAGUGAGAUGUAAACAAUGCAUGACUGUUAAAAAUCGCUACAUUUUUUUCAUCACUGAAAAUUCAUCAUAAACACUGAACAAAGAAACAGUAAUUAUAGAUGUAUGCAUAGUUGUAAAGAUGCAAUAAAACAGUACAAAUUCA
Ochlerotatus camptorhynchus is the source of this 4914-nucleotide messenger RNA. RefSeq names its product fibroblast growth factor receptor homolog 1-like. Lineage: Eukaryota; Metazoa; Arthropoda; Insecta; Diptera; Culicidae. The transcript is spliced from 11 exons. Bases 979 to 4026 code for a protein of 1015 amino acids. The record is from RefSeq and is a predicted model, not a curated record. Gene Ontology annotation, molecular function: ATP binding; transmembrane receptor protein tyrosine kinase activity. Gene Ontology annotation, biological process: positive regulation of kinase activity; protein phosphorylation; cell surface receptor protein tyrosine kinase signaling pathway. Gene Ontology annotation, cellular component: signaling receptor complex; plasma membrane.